Molecule: messenger RNA, 1401 nt
Organism: Rangifer tarandus platyrhynchus (Svalbard reindeer)
Lineage: Eukaryota; Metazoa; Chordata; Mammalia; Artiodactyla; Cervidae
Source: the annotation of a GenBank genome assembly
AUGCGCUGCAGGGGCUGUGCUGCCGACCUGCUGCCCUCAACCUCCCGGAGUCUCAGGGCCCUGUCCACCAAGACUCGGGCGGCAUGCGGUCACGGCAGUAACGAGGCCCCAGGAGACGCCAGCACUUUGAGAGGCACCAUGACCAUCACCACCAUCAUCACCAUCAUCACCAUCACCACCAUCACUGCCAUCAUCACCAUCAUCACCAUCAUCGCCAUCAUCACCAUCACCACCAUCAUCACCAUCACCGCCAUCAUCAUCACCAUCAUCACCAUCAUCAGCACCAUGACCAUCAUCACUAUCAUCACCAUCAUCACCUUCUCCACCAUCAUCGCCAUCAUCACCAUCACCACCAUCACUGCCAUCAUCACCAUCAUCACCAUCAUCGCCAUCAUCACCAUCACCACCAUCACCAUCACCGCCAUCAUCAUCACCAUCAUCACCAUCAUCAGCACCAUGACCAUCAUCACUAUCAUCACCAUCAUCACCUUCUCCACCAUCAUCGCCAUCAUCACCAUCACCACCAUCACUGCCAUCAUCACCAUUGUCACCAUCAUCGCCAUCAUCACCACCAUCAUCACCAUCAUCACCAUCACCACCAUCAUCACCAUCACCACCAUCACCGCCAUCAUCAUCACCAUGAUCACCAUCACUGUCAUCAACAUCAUCAGCACCAUGACCAUCAUCACUAUCAUCACCAUCAUCACCAUCACCACCAUCACUGCCAUCAUCACCAUCAUCACCAUCAUCGCCAUCAUCAUCACCAUCAUCACCAUCAUCAGCACCAUGACCAUCAUCACUAUCAUCACCAUCAUCACCUUCUCCACCAUCAUUGCCAUCAUCACCGCCAUCAUCACCGUCGUCACCAUCAUCACCAUCGUCACCAUCAUCACUAUCAUCACCAUCAUCACCUUCUCCACCAUCAUUGCCAUCAUCACCAUCACCACCAUCACUGCCAUCAUCACCAUCGUCACCAUCAUCGCCAUCAUCACCACCAUCAUCACCAUCACCACCAUCACCGCCAUCAUCAUCACCAUGAUCACCAUCACUGUCAUCAACAUCAUCAGCACCAUGACCAUCAUCACUAUCAUCACCAUCAUCACCAUCACCACCAUCACUGCCAUCAUCACCAUCAUCACCAUCAUCGCCAUCAUCACCAUCACCACCAUCAUCACCAUCACCGCCAUCAUCAUCACCAUCAUCACCAUCAUCAGCACCAUGACCAUCAUCACUAUCAUCACCAUCAUCACCUUCUCCACCAUCAUCACCAUCACCACCAUCACCACCAUCACCGUCACCAUCAUCAUCAUCAUCACCACCAUCAUCGCCACCAUCUUCACUAUUGUCACCAUCAUCAUUGUCAUUGUCAUCAUGCUCAUCCCAUUGUCACCAUCGAGCUGA